UUUGAGUUAAACCCCCCAAAAAGCAGACAUUUUUUUAUAUAAUAAUUGUAUUCCGUAUUACGUAAAAGUACAUGACGUUUUCUACGUGUGAGGAAAUGGACUUUACAGAGUGCUACGGGGACACUGUCUCCAGUGUUGCUGCUGCAGCUCGUUCAGGCUGUAGGAAGAGGGUGAGGAGGCUGAUGAAGAGAGGCUUCAGUGCAGACUGUCGAGACAACCGCGGCUGGAACGCCCUGCAUGAGGCGGCAGCCGCUGGCAGUCAGGGUUGUGUGCAGGAAAUUCUCUCAGCUGUCGCAGCGGGUUCCUCCUCCGGCUGCCGAGCGUAUGUGAACUCUUUGACACAUGAGGGGGAGUCUGCCUGUUACCUGGCAGCACAGCGUGGAAACCUGGCAGUAGUCCGUCUCCUCCUGAAAGCACAUGCCAACAUCAACCAGCUAACCAACGACCUGUCCUGUCCUCUCUAUGCAGCUGUAGACGGCGGGCACAAAGAGGUUGUAGAGCUGCUGGUCGGUAAAGGUGCAGAGGUCAACAGAACACACACUGCAUCCUGCUGGACCUGCCUUCAUCAAGCUGUUUAUAAGGGUCACAGUGAAAUCGUGCGCAUGCUGGUUAACGUGUGCAACCUGGAGGCAGUUGACGACCACAAGAUCUCCCCUCUGUUUGUGGCUUCACAGUAUGGACAGCAGGAAUGUCUGGAGAUCCUUGUUCAUGCUGGUGCCGACGUGAACACCCAGGCAGCUGACCUGGCCACACCGCUGCUGAUUGCGUCUCAGGAAGGCCACCAGGCUUGUGUGGAUUUUUUGUUGGAUCAUGGUGCAGAUCCUAACAUAACCUGUAGCCAAGAAUGGCCCCAGCUGCCCAUCCAUGCAGCUGCUGAGUUCGGCCAUAGCGGUGUCCUGAGGAGGCUGAUAGCCGUUACAGAUCGUGUGUGUGACCGCGGCGACGGCAGGGUGAGUCCGCUCUACGUCGCUGUCCAUGGCCAUCAGAGCAACAGCGUCAAGCUGCUCUUAAAGGAAGGUUACAGCCCAGACGCCCAGGAUUGCACACACAUCUUGGGCCUCCGAUCACCGCUCUCAUUCGCCUUGUGUUGUUCAUCCAACAAACCGUAUAGUGAAUCAGCGAGGUUGCUGAUAGCUGCGGGAGCGAGUUUGAUGGAGGAGGACUGGAUUCACGCCUUGGCCAUUGACAAAACAGACCUGCUGCAGCUGAUACUCGAGCACAGAUGGGUCCCUCGACAGGAGCGUUUAAUCGGGGACUCUUCUCUACCGAGUCAUGAAGGGAAAACGGCUUUAAAGCUGCAGGAACUGAGAGAGCUGCUCAGUGUGGCACUAAACCAGGCGCAUUUUGCCGCCUGCUGGCUUCCUCUGCUGCUAAAGGCCGGACUGGAACCAUCUUUGCUGCUUCAGCCCGUCAUGUUGGAACAAGCAGACGGUGAAGUGUUGAAUUAUCUGCUGGAGUUCGUAAACUGGGCGACUCUUUCUGCCCCUUUGAAACAAAUUCUGUGUCGAAGACGGACGGAGAAGACCUGGAAACCAUGUCCGCAUUUUGACUCCGUUCCAAGUCUCUCCCACAUCUGUCGGCUGCAGGUGAGGACAGUGUUGGGACCGGAUCUACUGACGAGGACCGAUGUGGUCCAGCAGCUCCCUGUGCCCUCACCACUUCAUGGCUUCAUCCAAUUCAGAGACAUCCAGGAAGCUUCCUUCACACACUCGUCGCCAUCACCGCGUUUGAGUUGAAUACAGGAAAACAACAACAGAGACAUGUUUGAUGACUCCUCAAUAUCCAGUUUUCCCUUUAUGUUGCUUUGAGGUGCUUAAAAUCAUCUUAAAUCACAGUUUCACAUAUUUAUUCUGUAUCAGCUUGUUUCAGCACCUCGGGAAGUUAUAUGAUGUUUACAUUGAGUGCAAGAAUUCAUGUUUUUAUGACCAUCAAAUGGAAAUAUUUUUUCACUUGUUUUUUUUUUGGACACAUUUCAUCAAAAUUCUGCAUAUUUUGUACCAUUGAAAACUUUUGGAUCACUAGAAUUUAAAAUGAGGUUCAAAAAGAUUAACAGGCACUUUAAAAAACGACCAAACGAUACUUCACCUGUUGCUUUCCGAAUAUCAUUUCACUUAUUUAUGUGUUGUAAUAAACUCCUGCUGCAAGUAUUCACAUUUGUCACUGGGCUGUUUUCUUCUUGUUUCUUCAGUUGGCUGUGAAUACAUCAUGAUGUAUGUGAAGAGUUUAAUAAUAAAAAAAUAACAAUACAUUUAA
Molecule: messenger RNA, 2253 nt
Organism: Thunnus maccoyii (southern bluefin tuna)
Lineage: Eukaryota; Metazoa; Chordata; Actinopteri; Scombriformes; Scombridae
Gene: asb3
Product: ankyrin repeat and SOCS box containing 3
Exons: 10
Coding region: 72-1736 (554 amino acids)
Biological process (GO): intracellular signal transduction
Cellular component (GO): cytoplasm
Molecular function (GO): protein binding
Source: RefSeq, a predicted model, not a curated record